CAUAAUUGUAGAUAUCAUGAGAAAAGAUAAUGUAAAAAAGAAACAAAUACACUUCAUCAUAAAACACAUUAACUUUGCAUAUUAUUUUUAUAAAUAGUUGAAUUUUUUUUAUCAAACUUAAUGAGGAUUAUUUUGCAAAUAUGCACUGUCUGAAGACAACCUUCAUAUUUCUAUAUAAAAAUGGGAGAUGUUGAUACGUAUAGUCAACGUUUUAUAACAAUAAUCCUAUUUUGUAUAAAUGUCUUGUAAUCUUAAUUAUAAAAACGACAAAAAUUUCUGUGUUACUCGCGAAUUGAUCGCAAAAUGCAGCUAUUCAAGAGAUUAAUAAUUUUCAUAAAAUUUGUUUCUUAGCUUUUUCAAAUAACAUCAUUUAAAAAUAAUGUGCACGAAUUUAUACUGCAUUUUACAUAUGCAUCUAUGAGCAUAUUACACAUGUUUAUAGCCAACUAUAUCGGACAGAGUAUAAUCGACCACAAUAAUCACGUAUACAUUGCUGCGUACAACGUUCAAUGGUAUAGAACUCCUUUACGUAUUCAGAAAAUGGUAUUAUUCUUGUUGCAAAGAGGAACCCUUCAUUAUUCUUUAAAUAUUGGUGGAUUAUUUGAUGCGUCAAUGGAAGGUUUUGCCACGCUAAUAAAAGCUUCGGUGUCUUAUUUUACUCUCAUGAAUUCUAUACAGUAAGAACAUCAAAAUUAAUUUAUCAUUAUCAUUAAGAUAAAAUUAAUGAAGAAAUUGUAGUAUUCAAGCUUAGAAAAUAAAUAUAUUUUUUGAAUGUA
Molecule: messenger RNA, 776 nt
Organism: Solenopsis invicta (red fire ant)
Lineage: Eukaryota; Metazoa; Arthropoda; Insecta; Hymenoptera; Formicidae
Exons: 3
Coding region: 418-681 (87 amino acids)
Biological process (GO): detection of chemical stimulus involved in sensory perception of smell; sensory perception of smell
Cellular component (GO): plasma membrane
Molecular function (GO): odorant binding; olfactory receptor activity
Source: RefSeq, a predicted model, not a curated record